Molecule: messenger RNA, 11407 nt
Organism: Coregonus sp. 'balchen'
Lineage: Eukaryota; Metazoa; Chordata; Actinopteri; Salmoniformes; Salmonidae
Source: the annotation of a GenBank genome assembly
GUGUGCUGUACAGUGAGGUGUACCGUCCCUGCAGUGUCAUGCUACUGGUGAACCCCCACAGUGGGAAGGGCCAGGCCCUCAGCCUCUUCACCGGACACGUCCAACGUAUGCUCAACGAGGCCGGGGUCCCACACACACUGGUCAUCACAGGUGAGUUUAGCGUACUGUAUGUACACUACCAGUCAAAAGUUUGGACACACCUACUCAUUCAACAGUUUUUCUUUAUUUUUACUAUUUUUUACAUUGUAGAAUAAUAGUGAAAUAACACAUAUGGAAUCAUGUAGUAACCAAGAAAGUGUUAAACAAAUCAAAAUAUAUUUUAUAUUUGAGAUUCUUCAAAUAGCCACCCUUUGCCUUGAUGACAGCUUUGAACACUCUUGGCAUUCUCUCAACCAGUUUCAUGAGGUAGUCACCUGGAAUGCAUUUCAAUUAACAGGUGUGCCUUCUUAAAAGUUAAUUUGUGGAAUUUCUUUCCUUCUUAAUGCGUUUGAGCCAAUCAGUUGUAUUGUGACAAGGUAGGGGAGGUAUACAGAAGAUAGCCCUAUUUGCUAAAAGACCAAGUCCAUAUUAUGGCAAGAACAGCUCAAAUAGGCAAAGAGAAAUGACAGUCCAUCAUUACUUUAAGACAUGAAGGUCAGUCAAUACUGAAAAUGUCAAGAACUUUGAAAGUUUCUUCAAGUGCAGUCGCAAAAACCGUCAAGCACUAUGAUGAAACUGACUCCCAUGAGGACCGCCACAGGAAUGGAAGACCGUUCAGAGGGGACUGUGUGAAUCAGGCCUUCAUGGUCGAAUUGCUGCAAAGAAACCACUACUAAAGGACACCAACAAGAAGAAGAGACCUGCUUGGGCCAAGAAACACAAGCAAUGGACAUUAGACUGGUAAAAAUAAUAAACCUUUGAUGUAGGUGUCUUCACUAUUAUUCUACAUGUAAGAAAUAAAGAAAAACACUUGAAUGAGUGGUUCUCAAACUUUUGACUGGUACUGUACAGACACACACAUGCAUGCAUGAACGCACACACAACGCUCCCUCGCACCUCUCGACCCACACAGUCGACAUCUCCAGCGACGCAUCCGGUACACCACUGCGCCUCGUGGCGACUGGACAAACCAAAUCAGAAUCAUUAUUCUGUGUCCCUCCACUCCAAUUGGCAAUGAUCCACAAAGCAAGCUAAUGCCCGUCUCUCUCAAGCUGACCCUCCCUCUUUCUCCCCCCUCUCCCUCCCCCAUUUAUAAUCCUCUGGCUGUUUUCAGCACUAGCUGGCAGUCAUUACUCUGAUCAAGUGCUGCUGGCACAUAUGUAUGCAUGUAGAUCCAUUAUGUAAUAUGUUAUGUUUAUACACAAACCUCUGUAAAUCUGGUUCAACGUGAUGUUAUGCCCUAUUGAUGGGCUAAUAAUCUGUGUAUGUGUGUGUGUGUGUGUGUGAUUUGAUGUAAUUUAUAAGCCACAUUGAUGGGGAUAAUCGUCAUAAUGUGUGCUGCUACAGUCUGGGGACAUUUUAAUGAUAAUGUCCUGGUUUUGCACUGGGCUUCUGGUUCAAAGAUCAUCAGAUGGGUCAUAUCCAUUAGGGCACACUGUAGCAAAAUACUUUGCAACUGAAAAGGAAAACAUGUUUUUUAUUGGACAAGUUUAGGCAGUCCCAACCAUGUUUUAGUACAUUUUCUAUCGUUUGGGCUCCCGAGUGGCGCAGCGGUCUAAGGCACUGCAUCUCAGUGCUUGAGGUGUCAAUACAGACCCCCUGGUUAGAUUCCAGGCUGUAUCACAACCGGCCGUGAUUGGGAGUCCCAUAGGGCGGCGCACAAUUGGCCCAGCGUCGUCCAGGUUUGGCCGGUGUAGGCCGUCAUUGUAAAUAAGAAUUUGUUCUUAACUGAAUUGCCUAGUUAAAUAAAGGUAAAAUAAAAAUAAAUAAAUAAAAAUGAAUACGACCCAGAUGUAGCUUUUGAAGCCCUAAAUUUCAGCCCUCCUUUCAGUCUAUUGAGUUUCUCUCCCUCUCUCUGUUCUUAAAUCACUGCAGUGUCAGAGAGCAGUCAAGAAAAUGAAUCCCUUUCCCAAAACUGAGAGAGAAAUCUUCUGAACACAUUCUGAAGGGCUGAAUAUGUUAAAAUUGGAAAAUAGAAAAAAGAAAAAAGAGUUUAGAACUACCCCAGACUUUGGGGACACACUUGAUGGGAAAUUAAUCCUGAGAACAAUGUGUGGAUAGAUUCAACCAUGCUGAAAAGGUCAAUGUGAAAAGAAAAUAUCAGUGUCUCUCGGUGCUAAUCCAGUGAGACUGAGGCAGGGCCAGAGCUGUGCUAGCCUAUCGGACGGUUAGCAUGGGGACUCUAAUGAGAGAGGACAGGCCCAUUAUUGGAGCCCUGGCUGUGUGGCGGUGCCAGAGGGAGGGGAAGGAUGAGUCCACAGCCCAGAGAGAGACUGGUUAACUGGGCAUGGAGGAGGCUUGGCACAAGGGUCUCAGAGGAUCUCUUUCUCUCUCUCUCCAUCUUUCCCUCGCUCUCCCCCUCAGCUCCCUCUUGCUCUACCCUCUCUAGGCUGAGAAAAGCCUGUCAGGCACGAUUAAAUGAAUGACAGCACGCUUCUCCUGUCUUCCCUCAUUCAAUAUCAAUUCUAACUCCAUUUCAGUGGCCUUGUCAGAGAUAAGAGAACUUCCAAAAGUCCUUCUUUUAGCUGUGUUUCUAUCCAUAUUUUUCACAUUUUGUCCUGAAAAUAAGAGUCAGAAAGACAGGAGACUAAGGAAGCAUCUCAAUUGUCUAAAGUUGUCUCCUCUAGUCUUGUUAGUGUCAAUCAGUGCAGAUGAAGCAAGGAGAAAAAGAGAGGAAGCCACUGUAGACUAUUGACAUGUACCAAAGCAAAAUGAAAAGGAUCUAUGGUAGGAGGACGCCUUCUCUUUGUCAGUUCAAACGAAGAAGGAAAGUAUACAAGGAAAGGAAGCUACCUUAUUGAGGGACACCCUAACAGAAGGAAAGUGUCUGUGGCAGGAUGUUAUUCUGUUAUCUUAUCUUCCCAGAGACAUAUAGUCUUUCCAGUGAGAUCAGUGCAGUUGUGACCCAUCUAGCAUAUGUGUUAGCUGUGGUGGUUUUGGAACAGAACAGUAAAUGUCUAUAUUAUAGCCUGUGGUCCGUUCUCAAUUCAGAUGGAGGAAACUAGAUAGUAGAAAUAGCCACUGUUGACAAUUGAGAGUCCAUUUGAGACCUAGGAGAAUCUGUUGCAGGAUGUUAUCUUUCCAGUGCAGUUGUAACCUAGCACUGGUUGGUUUAGAACAGUACAGUGAGUUAUAUACAGUGAGGGGAAAAAAGUAUUUGAUCCCCUGCUGAUUUUGUACGUUUGCCCACUGACAAAGAAAUGAUCAGUCUAUAAUUUUAAUGGUAGGUUUAUUUGAACAUUGAGAGACAGAAUAACAACAAAAAAAUGUCAAAAAUGUUAUAAAUUGAUUUGCAUUUUAAUGAGGGAAAUAAGUAUUUGACCCCCUCUCAAUCAGAAAGAUUUCUGGCUCCCAGGUGUCUUUUAUACAGGUAACGAGCUGAGAUUAGGAGCACACUCUUAAAGGGAGUGCUCCUAAUCUCAGCUUGUUACCUGUAUAAAAGACACCUCUCCACAGAAGCAAUCAAUCAAUCAGAUUCCAAACUCUCCACCAUGGCCAAGACCAAAAAGCUCUCCAAGGAUGUCAGGGACAAGAUUGUAGACCUACACAAGGCUGGAAUGGGCUACAAGACCAUCGCCAAGCAGCUUGGUGAGAAGGUGACAACAGAUGGUGCGAUUAUUCGCAAAUGGAAGAAACACAAAAUUUCCCUCUGCCUGGUGCUCCAUGCAAGAUCUCACCUUGUGGAGUUGCAAUGAUCAUGAGAACGGUGAGGAAUCAGCCAAGAACUACACGGGAGGAUCUUGUCAAUGAUCUCAAGGCAGCUGGGACCAUAGUCACCAAGAAAACAAUUGGUAACACACUACGCCGUGAAGGACUGAAAUCAUGCAGCGCCCGCAAUGUCUCCCUGCUCAAGAAAGCACAUAUACAGGCCCGUCUGAAGUAUGCCAAUGAACAUCUGAAUGAUUCAGAGGAGAACUGGCUGAAAGUGUUGUGGUCAGAUGAGACCAAAAUCGAGCUCUUUGGCAUCAACUCAACUCGUCGUGUUUGGAGGUGACCCCAAGAACACCAUCCCCACCGUCAAACAUGGAGGUGGAAACAUUAUGCUUUGGGGGUGUUUUUCUGCUAAGGGGACAACACAACUUCACCGCAUCAAAGGGACGAUGGACGGGGCCAUGUACCUUCAAAUCUUGGGUGAGAACCUCCUUCCCUCAGCCAGGGCAUUGAAAAUGGGUCGUGGAUGGGUAUUCCAGCAUGACAAUGACCCAAAACACACAGCCAAGGCAACAAAGGAGUCGCUCAAGAAGAAGCACAUUAAGGUCCUGGAGUUGCCUAGCCAGUCUCCAGACCUUAAUCCCAUAGAAAAUCUGUGGAGGGAGCUGAAGGUUCGAGUUGCCAAACGUCAGCCUCGAAACCUUAAUGACUUGGAGAAGAUCUGCAAAGAGGAGUGGGACAAAAUCCCUCCUGAGAUGUGUGCAAACCUGGUGGCCAACUACAAGAAACGUCUGACCUCUGUGAUUGCUAACAAGGGUUUUGCCACCAAGUACUAAGUCAUGUUUUGCAGAGGGGUCAAAUACUUAUUUCCCUCAUUACCUGGGAUAGGAUAAAGUAUUCCUUCUAACCCCCCCCCCCCCCCCCCCAAAUUGUAAAGUGGUUAUCCCACUGGCUAUAGGGUGAACGCACCAAUUUGUGAGUCGCUCUGGCUAAGAGCGUCUGCUAAAUGACGUUAAUGUGCCCUUGAGCAAGGCACUUAACCCUAAUUGCUCCUGUAAGUCGCUCUGGUUAAGAGCGUCUGCUAAAUGACUAAAAUGUAAAUGUAAAUGUAAUUAAAAUGCAAAUCAAUUUAUAACAUUUUUGACAUGCGUUUUUCAGGAUUUUGUUGUUGUUAUUCUGUCUCUCACUGUUCAAAUAAACCUACCAUUUAAAAUUAUAGACUGAUCAUGUCUUUGUCAGUGGGCAAACAUACAAAAUCAGCAGGGGAUCAAAUACUUUUUUCCCUCACUGUAGCCUGUGGUCCUGUGGCUUGUUCUCUAUGGCUGGUCCUCAGGGGGGGAGAGCGUGCGGUGAGGCGGUGGUUCUAGUGGUUCUACAUCCCUCAGGCUGUCGCUGUCCCUGUCCCUGUCCCUGUCCCUGGGUGCUGACUAAGCUGCCACAGCGUGUCCUCCAUCUCCCAACCGGGUUGACUUAUCUAUACACACCACUGCCACUUCUGCUCCAGCUGUUGACCCAGAGUCUCCCGUUAGACACACACUCAGUGCAGCCUUUGUGAACAGGUAGUCACCCACGCACACAUGCGCACACACACACGGCAGAGAAAAGGAUCCCUGCUAUUACUGUCAGUGUGCAUUAUGGAGCCCUGGUGCAGUCGGACCUAGACCAUUGAAUGGUCCCUUUUUUAAAUGUCAUGUCUGUGUCCUUACUUCACUCAGCCCAGCAUCGUUUAUACCCUAGUGUGAGAUGGGUUUGGAACCUCCUUUUGUGGGAGGCAGGGUCAGUGAGAGUGUGGCUGGGAGGAGAGGGACAGAGAAAGAAGACUGAAGUAAAGUGAUGGUAUAUUGGUGGUAUUGGAGGUUAAGCUUCACGCUUUUUCUUUUUUUGGAAUCCCAGAGUUGUGUGAAUUAUAGCUUCUUUAGAGGGACAACAAUGGCUGCCCUGAGACCAACCAUGAAAGACACGUGCACGCCCACACACACACUGUAGAGAACAGGAUAGUUGUCCACACACACACACACACACACACACACACACACACACACACACACACACACACACACACACACUGUAGAGAACAGGAUAGUUGGCCAAACACACACACCUCCCCUCCAGCCAUGGGCCAGUGUAGAGCAGAAAGGAGCAGUGUAAUGAUUGUCUCAUUCCACAGAGCCACAGAGCUGGGAAGAGGAAGAACGACUGCUUGCAGCCCAGAGGCUGAGCCGGUCAGUCAAGUUACACUACAGUACUGCACUGCACCCAGUCCCAGACCUCAUAUAUUUUAACACUCAUAAAAUGAUAAAAAGCACCAACUUCCCUCCAUGAGCAGUCUGUGUGUAUGUGUGUGUGCAUAUGUGUGUGUGUGUGUGUGUGUGUGUGUGUGUUAAAGUGCUAUCUCCCCUCUUUUUUGCUAUCGGCUACUGUCAGCUAUCCCCAUAAACAGUAAAGGGAGUGUGUUAACCACAUCAAUAUUAACAUCUCCUCCUACUCAGCAACCAACCUCUUCUAUUUUACAGCUCUGUUGCCCUCCGCCUUAAAACUGACCGGUUACCUAUACACACACUAUGUUUACAGCCUCUGUAUAUGCAAAUGAGCGCCCUAUAGGCCGUGGUCAAAAGUAGUGCACUAUGUAGGGAAUAGGGUGCCAUUUGGGACGCAACCUCAGUAAUCGGAUGCCUCCCCUCGAGGCCUAUGUUGCCGAGGGAAAUGCUCUCUACUGUUGUGUCAAGACCAGCAUAAAACGAUACAGCGAACAAUCGCACUACUGUAUUGUAGACUACACACACAGAAAGGAAAAAUAGAGAUUGGGUAUUGCUGUCAGUGUCAGUGGGUUUCAGAUGCAAGGACAAACAAGGGAAUAUAGAGAGCUACAAAAGUGUUUCCCAACUCCGGUCCUCCAGUACCCCCAACAGUACACAUUUCCGUUGUAGCCCCGGACAAACAUACCUGAUUCAACUUGUCAAGGGCUUGAUGAUUAGUUGACAAGUAGAAUCAGGUGUGCUUGUCAGGGGGCCACAACAAUAAUAUGUACUUUUGGGGGUACUGGAGAACCGGAGUUGGGAAACACUGCUAUACAGUAUCUCUGUGCAAAGAGACACUUACGCCUCGAUCACACCGGCAGCAUCAUUGCAUUUUGGUACACCAGAAGUACGUUCAUUUCCAAUGGAACGCUGCGUUUGCCUUGCAGCAUUGCGUUGCCGAGGCAGUUGCAGUGUGUUCUGUGUGGUGCAUACAUUGGAUUUAUCGAACGUAUGCGUCAAACUGUAUGCAUAGACGGCUUGACAGAAAUGGUAGCAGAAGGGGAAUGAUGAGCUUUUGUGGCACACAUAUCCAGAUGAUGCUGCGUACUAUAUCGGUGUGAUCAAGGCGUUAGGCUGCGUUCACACAGGCAGCCCAAAUCUGAUAUUUUUUUCACUCAUUUGUCUUUUGACCAAUUAGAUCAGCUAUGAAAAAUAUCUGAUGUGAUUGGUCAAAAGACCAAUUAGUGGAAACAAAGAUCAGAAUUGGGCUGCCUGUGUAAACGUAGCCUUAGAGAGAGGUAGUAAUAAGAUUCAUUGGGGAAGAAAGAAAAACUUGGCUUAUGCUGUUAAGCUUGAGUGGCUACAACCAAAGAGCUCUUAGAUGGUCUGGCCUUUUAUAAAGAGUGUGUUUUGAGGAGAGAGGAAAUACGUGUGUGCGUUUCACGGUGAGAGUGUGCUACUAAUAUUAACCCUGGCAGAGUGUUAGGGAAAUGUAGUGGAAUAAAAAGUGCGAUUGAAAAGUAAUGGUGAUGAUGAUGAUACAGGAAGCAGUACCAGUCACUCACUAUAUAUAGACACCCCAGGAGGUUGGUGGCACCUUCAUUGGGGAGGACGGGAUCGUGGUAAUGGCUGGAGUGGAAUAGGUGGAAUGGUAUCAAAUUUGAUGCCAUUCCGUUCGCCCCAUUCCGGCCAUUAUUAUGAGCCGUCCUCCCCUCAGCAGCCUCCACUGAUAGACUACUGCCCCAUAAAGAAAAUGAAUUACAGCUCUAGGAGCCAUUAGUACAGAUCUACGAUCUGUUUACCCUCACCUAAGCAUAACAUUAACCAUACAGGGAAAUAACACAAAACUGACCUUAGGUUAGUGCUAGGGGAAACGUAAUCCUGCUCCUGGUGGAAUGAUGGGUACAGUUCUAGGAUAAUCUUACCCUCACCUAAGACCAACCUUCACUAUUUGGGGGAGAAACACGCAAUCUGACCUUAGAUCAGCAUCAUAGGGGAAACGUAAUCUUACUCCUGUUGCAAUGUACAAUCUGCUGAUUGCCCCAGUCUAAUUUGAUGGAGUGCCCUACCGUAAUUUGGCCUUGUAAUCUAAUUUGCAAUGUGAUACUACAUUUCAUUAAGGUGGCAUAUCAACUGUCCUCUCUGCCCUAAAGACAUGUGCUGCUAGCCUGGUCACAGGAGGUUGGUGGCACCUUAAUUGGGGAGGACGGGCUCGUGGUAAUGGCUGGAGCGGAAUUAGUGGAAUGGUAUCAAAUACAUGGUUUCCAUGUGUUUGAUGCCAUUCAAUUGACUCCGUUCCAGACAUUAUAAUGAGCCGUCCUCCCCUCAGCAGCCUCCACUGAGCCUGGUACUGUAGGUGGGAUAUCAGUUGUACUCUACUGCUCAGUCUAAAGAAGCCAACUGGCCACCGUUUGCUAGCCUGUUACCAUACCUUCCAUGUUCCCUUUGUUUUGUUCAGCUAUUGUAUUCACAACAACUUGAUUGGAAAGUUAAAGAUCUCACAACUACAAAAGAGGCCACGCACCACACACAUAAACACACGUAAACAUACUCUUCUUCCAUGUAUGUUUUCAGAGCGGCAGAACCAUGCCAGAGAGUUGGUGAGAGAGGCUGACCUGUCACAGUGGGAAGCUAUAGUCAUCAUGUCCGGGGACGGACUUCUGUUUGAGGUGAGGUACAAAAUACAAUAAUCCAUUCCUGCCAACAUGGCAUCCAUUUAGCUUCUAAACCUCACCCAGUUUGCUGAGAUCCGUGGCUCUACCUGACCUUGCUUAUUGUUGCACAGACACCGAUUUUAAGCCAAUUUGUGGACUCACCAGCACUUUAAAUGGAGAGUUUCCACUGAAAGUGCACUUUAGUUUAGACCAGGCCUUAUCUUGGUCUGUGAAAGUGGCCCUAGAUCUGGUGAGUCUCUGGCUGUUGGGUGACCCCUGCUCUAUCUGUUGCCACAGGUGGUGAAUGGCCUGAUGGAGAGAGAGGACUGGGAGGAGGCCAUCCAAACCCCACUGGGCAUCCUACCGGGGGGCUCCGGUAACGCCCUGGCUGCCUCUAUACACCACUACUCUGGGUGGGUGACACACCAAUACCCCCAUGUAGCAGUUAAUUAGUAGCAGUUAGACACCACUACUCUUGGUUGGUGACGCACCAAGACCCCAAUGUAGCAGUUAGACACCACUACUCUGGCUGGGUGACACACCAAGACCCCCAUGUAGCAGUUAAUUAGUAGCAGUUAGACACCACUACUCUGGGUGGGUGACACACCAAGACCCCCAUGUAGCAGUUAGUCCCAAUAAUGUAAUUUGAAAAUGCAUGCUUCGCCCCUCCCCUUCCUUGAACUACUCAAUCUGGCAUGAUUGGAUUGUGGCAAGUAAUGCAUUGCUUUGAUGUUUCCCAUGUUGGAUGAGUGAUUAGGAAGGGAAUAAUGAAGGAACAAGGAAACAUGAAUUAAAAACAAAUCUAUCCAGUUGGGUGAGAAAUAUACUUCAAGGAAGACCGAAACGAAGGAUGCACUAUAGACAACCAUCUACACAGUCACAGGGCAUACUACUGCCCAUAUGUUUGACAAACUGUAUUGAGUCAAUCUCCAGAAUCAGUAACAGAGAAUAAACCUACUGCUGCUGGCUCUUUCUUUAACCAACAUAGUAUAGAACAUCAACACAAUGAAUCACAAUUACACAACCAGCAUGCCCUCCUGUCUAUCCAUCUCUGCCCCCCACCAGAAGCCCCAGUCAACCAGCCACACAAUGAGAGGAAGGACCCAGAGUCUGUUUUGUUCUCUCUGCCCUGCAGGGGGAUCCAGAAUAUGAUCUGCUCUGUUUUUGAUCAACAGUGGUUUACUGUAUCACCGGUUGUCCUAUGUAUAUAGGCUGGUCCCAGAUCUGUUUGGGCUGUAGGCUAUAGGACAUUAUGGUAAAACGGGUCAGUUUAUAGAUAGUACCCCCUCUACUGGUCGUUAAGAGAUACUACACCCCAGUGGCUAAUGCAAAAGUGACUAAUGCAAAAGCACAUACUAAGAAAAUAGCUCAAACUGGUCCGAUGUUAUUGUUUAUAAAAAACAAUGUACAAAAACCGUGAUAAAAGAAAGCAAACAGACACCCCAAUGGCUAUUAUUGAAUGGUGAGCCUAAUGACUAGGUUGAAUAUUGAAUACAAACUGAAUAUGGAUACGCUGCCAUAUGGACGUGACCCCAGUGGUAUGGAACUCCAUUGAGACGUAAUUACCUAAUUGGCUGUGAUGUAGAGGAGAAAAGACAGCAGGCUGGGUGGUUGAUGUGGGGCUAGUGGUCCCAUGACCUCUCUACCGCCUCACCGCCUCACCGCCCCCACCCCACCCCCCAGCCCCUUCUCCCAGCUGGGCUUGUCUUUGUUGUCUGUCAUGUAUACCGCUAACUCCCCCCUCUCUCUCCCCCAAUCAUCUUCCUUCUCCCCCCAUCUUUCUCUCUCUUCCCCCCUGACAGGGCCCAGCCGGUGUCAAGCGAGGAACUGCUCGUCAGCUGUGGCUUCCUGCUGUGUAAGGGCCUGGUGUCUCGCAUGGACCUGGCCUCCGUCCACCUGGGCUCCAGCCCCUCCAGCCCUACGCGCCUCUUCUCCUUCCUCUCGCUGGCCUGGGGCUUCGUGGCUGACGUGGACGUGGAGAGCGAGAAGUACCGCCAUGUGGGCGCCGCCCGCUUCACCAUGGGGACGUUGGUCAGGCUGGCAUCGUUGAGGGUGUAUAAGGGCCGUCUGGCAUACCUGCCGGUUGACAAGGUGGAUGGAGCGGAAGAGGAUGGGCAAUCGCCAGUCUCGUUGGAGGAGAUGACCAGCGUGUCACCUCAACGCCAACCGCCAUCGUCUGCUUUCUGCUCCUCCACCCUCCUCUGCCGACCUUCGAAGGACUCGCCGUGCCAGAACGCAGCCUACCACACCUUCCACAACUCCUGUUACUCAAACAAAGCCUUCAAGGUGAAGAAGAGGGAACCCAUGUCCGCUAAUGCCACGCUAACAGGCCCGCCAGACUCUCUCCUGGUGCCCCUGGACCAGCCGGUGCCCAGCGACUGGGUGGUGGUGCCCGAGGAGGACUUUGUCCUCAUGCUGGCCAUGUACCAGUCUCACCUGGCAGAGAACCUGUAUGCCGCGCCCGACUCUACACUCGAUGACGGACUCAUCCACCUGAUAUACGUCCGAGCAGGCAUAUCGCGCACAGCCCUGCUCCGGCUCUUCCUGGCCAUGGAGAAGGGCACCCACCUAGCCAACAACUGCCCCCACCUGGUGUACGCCCGUGUGCGGGCGCUGCGGCUGGAGCCCUACUCGCCCAAAGGGGUGAUCACGGUGGACGGGGAGGUGGUGGAGUAUGGGCCGGUCCAGGCCCAGGUACACGGCGGGAUGGCCAGGCUCAUCACUAGA